AUGGGGUCCCUCGCGCCGCCGCCGCACUACCAGCACAUCGUGGUCCGCGGGCUGCCGUACGAGCGCGGCCUCUCGCACGGGCAGCAGGCGCGGGCCAAGAUCCUGGCCAGCCUCGAGCACUACAGCCAGCCGGGCAAGCUGCCGCCUUGGGACACAUGCCGGCGCAUCAUCCACGAGGUGUACAUCCCCGGCGUGGAGCGCUUCUUCCCCGAGGCGCUCCCCGAGAUGCAGGGCAUCGCCGACGGGGCGGGCGUCGACCUCGACAAGAUUGUCCUGCUCAACGCGCGGUACGACCUCGCGCGCGUCCGCGGCAUGGGCAUCCGUCCUCAUCCGAGCAGUGCGACCCUGCCGUCUUCUUCUUCUUCUUCUUCUUCUUCUUCCUCCUCUACUCCGACGAACCCCCCGACUGCCGUGCCUGCCCCUGUGAGUACUAGAGACGGCAGCACCAACGGCAACAACGUCAACAACACCAACCCCUCGAUCCACAACAACAACAAGGACAACGUCAACGUAAACGAAAAUGACAAGCACACAUGGGACGAUGAGAAUAAUGCCGACCCCUCCCUCCAAGAGUGCACCGCCGCCGGCCUCCUCUCCUCCGCCACGUCCACGCGCUCCGUCCUGCUCGCCCAAAACUGGGACAUGUCGGCCAGCGUGCACGACAACGACACGGCCCUCCUCCUCGAGGUGCACCCGCACCCGUCCGAGCGCCUGCCCGCCAUGUUCCUCGUCACCGAGGCCGGCCAGCUGGGCCGCUCGGGCGUCAACGCCGCGGGGCUGGGCGUGUGCGCCUGCUCGCUCAUGUCGACGGAGGAUUACUUUCCGCUGGUGCUAGACGACCGAGAGGCGGAUAAAAAAUGGCAGAUGCAGGCACAGCAGAAAGAUGGGCAGCAGCAGCGGAAGGACGAGAAGGUUAAUAAGUGGCAGCAGACGCCGCUCCUCCCCAUGACGCUCAUGCGCCGCCAGUUCCUCCACAACAUCAACUUCGCCAACGGCCUCAUCAACAUCCGCAACGCCCCGCGCCACGUCUCCAACCGCCUCGUCGUCGGCACCGCAGACGACUUUGUCAUCAACAUGGAGGUCACGCCCUCGGCCGUGCACCUCGCGUAUCCGGACCUGCUGCACACUGUGCCGCCGUCGCCCAUCUCCAUGUCCAUGUCCAUGCCCUCGACGUACAACCACCACCACAACAGCAACGGCUGCCCGUCGUUCGUCGUCGGCGCCAACCACUUCGUCAACCCGGCCUUCCACGCCAGCGGCUGGGCGGACCGCAACCCUGGCGGCAGCACGUGGUUCCGCGACGUGCGCGUCGCGCAGGGCCUGCGGCGGCCGGGGGGGAGCGCGAUGAGGAGGGCCGCCAUGGCGGUGAAGAAUGGAAAAGCGGUGGUGCGAAGCAGCAAGAUUGUGGUGGGCGACGAUAAUACGGGGGUGCAGAGCGGCAAGAUGAUGGUGGGCGACGGCAAGGUGCUGGAUGGUGAUGGAAAUGAUGAUGGCGAUGCUGCUGCUGUGGUGGCGGCGGCGCCAGGGGGCGACGGUCUGCUCCUCACGCCAGAGGACGUGACCGAGGCCUUCUGCGACCACCUCUCGGCCCCGUCGUCGGUGUGCCAGCACGUCGGGGACUGCACGGUGCGCGGCGUGCCCGACUACCCGUACCGCGGGCGGCAGAUCACCCUCGCGCACGUCCGGUACGACCUGACGCGGAGGACGGCGACGGUGUGCAAGGGGCCGCCCUGCGUGGGCGUCUUUCAGGAGUUUGCGCUGCCGCCCGUGCCCAACGUCUGAAGGAGGAACCCUCGCCAUGCCGUGGGGGAAGUAGGGAAUUCUGUGGAUUAAAUACACGCUGCCUAGUAUAGAUGAACUUGAAGAGAUGCA
This is a messenger RNA of Purpureocillium takamizusanense, 1872 nucleotides long. RefSeq lists its product as uncharacterized. NCBI's taxonomy places the organism in Eukaryota, Fungi, Ascomycota, Sordariomycetes, Hypocreales, Ophiocordycipitaceae. The transcript is spliced from 2 exons. The coding region runs from base 1 to 1782 and encodes 593 amino acids. The record is from RefSeq and is a predicted model, not a curated record.